Dentiscutata heterogama is the source of this 638-nucleotide messenger RNA. Lineage: Eukaryota; Fungi; Glomeromycota; Glomeromycetes; Diversisporales; Gigasporaceae. The record is from the annotation of a GenBank genome assembly.
UAGUGGUGAAUAUAGUUCAUCGAUUUUAUCAUCACCUUUUAUGGCUAUAAAUUCAGUAUAUUUGUUGAUUUUUAAAACUAAUACAGAAUAUUCUGGUCUAGCUGUUAUGGGAUUUGAUAAUAUACAUAUUGUUAAUAAAAUAUAUGAAAACAUUUUUUAUUUUCCAAUUUUCUUAAAAAUAGAACCAUACAAUAUUGUUAUAUCAGACUGUAGUUCUUUACCAAACAAAUUUAUUUCUUUAUUGUUAAUAACUAAAAAUAGCCAAAGGUGUCUUGUAUUACAACAAAUUAUAGAUGACAGAUUCAUUCUAGACUUUUACUUAAAAACUACUAUAAUUGCACAUUACGAAGAUGAAACAGCAAAUGGCAUAUGGAAAAAAACUAAUCUAAAACUAAAACAUGAUGAAAUUACAUUAUUCAGAUUUAAUCAUUCAUUAGUAAUUGAAAAAUUUAAUGAAUUAAAUAAUGAAUCUAAGCAUACUUGCAAACCACAUGAAUGGCAACUUCCAGAUAAUUCAACUCAAUAUUUUACAUCACAUCUUACUUUGUGGAAUUCGAUUCAUUACAAGAUAAACAGUCAUCAAGAUUAUGAAAAUAUAGAUAAAACUUUUUUCAAGUUUAACUUAGAAAAACCACUAG